Rhinichthys klamathensis goyatoka is the source of this 2025-nucleotide messenger RNA. Its product is annotated as WAP, Kazal, immunoglobulin, Kunitz and NTR domain-containing protein 2-like. Gene Ontology annotation, cellular component: extracellular region. The coding region runs from base 321 to 2018 and encodes 565 amino acids. The record is from RefSeq and is a predicted model, not a curated record. Lineage: Eukaryota; Metazoa; Chordata; Actinopteri; Cypriniformes; Leuciscidae. Gene Ontology annotation, molecular function: serine-type endopeptidase inhibitor activity; protein binding. The transcript has 2 exons.
CAGUACCAACCCAACUCUGGACCAGAUGUUUCUAAUCCUCUCUCUAGAACUGCAGAGUAAUUCAUGUCAGUCAUUUGCGCGUAAGGGCGAGAUUUGUGGUCAGGCGAGCCUUUGUUGCUCAAGAAGUGCAAACUAUUAGAGAGUAUAAAUACAGAGAUCUAAACUCAUUUUCCACUCACAGUUUUCUGAAUCUCUGGGAGAUUUUCUUUUUUCCCCCUCCUGCUGCUUGGAAGCUCGAGGCGCACAAUUCUGGCUCAGUUGUUUCAAUAAAAUUAGGCUAGUAAACUCCUCGAAAUAAUUCCUCAGUUCUGCCCUCCGACAUGUGGUGGAUGCUGUUUCCUCGCUGGAUCUGGUUCGUGUCGGGACAGUUUCUGCUGCUGUCUGUGGACAGGCAGUGCGUGAAAGGCAUGAGUUUGCAGAGAGUCGCGUAUUCCCACGCAGGGAUCUGUCCCAACGACAUGAACCCAAACCUGUGGGUCGAUGCAAUGAGCACAUGCAUGCGCGAAUGUGAAUCUGAUCAGGAAUGUCAAACAUUUGAGAAGUGCUGUGCCAAUGUGUGUGGAAACCGCAGCUGUGUGGCGGCGCGCUUCAUCGACACUACAGGCAAGAAAGGGCCGAUGGGUUUGCCAACGGAGGCGUCCUGCGACACGUUCCAGUGUUCCCAGCAGGGCUCCCAGUGCGACAUCUGGGACGGCCAGCCGGUGUGCAAGUGCCGGGACCGGUGCGAGAGAGACCCGCUCUUCACCUGCGCCUCGGACGGCAUGACCUACUACAACAAGUGCUACAUGGAUGCCGAAGCGUGUUCGAAGGGAAUCUCCUUAUCGGUCGUGACGUGUCGUUUUCAUCUCACCUGGCCCAACACCAGUCCUGUCCCGACCGGCACCACUGCGUUACCCACCACUGCAAUCCAGCGCACGACUCCGGGACACAUACACACACACACUCCUAUAAUGCUCGGCAUCCCGUCUCAGCAGUCCGUGUUCGUCGGAGACACGGCUAGCUUUCUCUGUGAAGUGGCAGGGCGACCGAAACCUGAGAUAACCUGGGAGAAACAGCACGGAAACCCAGUGGUUAUGAAACCCAAUCACGUGCAUGGGAACGUAGUGGUCACUAACAUCGGGCAGUUGGUCAUCUACAACGCACAACUGCAAGACGCCGGCGUCUACACAUGCACGGCCACCAAUCCCGGCGGCUCGAUACUCGCGCACUUCCCGCUGUCCGUAAUCCAGCAAGAGCCGAUCAUAGAGCUGAACUCCACCGGGUUCCCAGCCGAGGAGUGUUUGAAAGUGCCGGACGGGGACGAUUGUGGAGAGGAAAAGCUGAGUUGGUUUUACGACCCACAGAGGAACAACUGCUAUACUUUUACGUACGGCAACUGCAGCAAAAACCGCAAUCACUUCGACGCUUACGACACGUGCAUGACGUCGUGUCGGGACGAGCUUUCCGCGCCUUGCAACCUCCCGAUUUACCAGGGACCUUGCAAGGCGUACGAGCCUCGAUGGGCGUACAGCGGAUCCCAGCGCCGCUGCCAGCCGUUCGUGUUCGGCGGAUGCAAAGGCAACGAGAACAACUUCAAAACCAAAGAUGCGUGCGAAGACACAUGCCCGUUCCCGAGGAUCCAGCGAUGCAAACCGUGCAAACCAAAGCACAAGAUGGUGACCAGCUUCUGUAGGAGUGAUUUCGUGAUUCUGGGACGUGUGACGGAGCUCACCGAGGAUCAGGAUUCGGGUCACGCUUUGGUCACGGUGGAGGAGAUCCUGAAGGACGAGAAAAUGGGCUUGAAGUUCUUCGGGAAGGAUCCGCUCGAGGUGACCCUGCAGAACAUGGACUGGGCCUGUCCGUGUCCGAACGUGACCACCACAGACGGCCAGAUCAUCCUCAUGGGAGACGUGGAUAACGGCAUGGCUGUCCUGCAACCCGACAGCUUCAUCGUGCUUUCCAGCGCCCGGCGUGUUCGGAAGCUACGCGAGGUCAUCAAUAAAAACACCUGCGACAUUUUGAAAGAGUUCAUCCAGUAGGACUUUU